This is a messenger RNA of Saccostrea echinata, 3843 nucleotides long. Its product is annotated as protein numb-like. Lineage: Eukaryota; Metazoa; Mollusca; Bivalvia; Ostreida; Ostreidae. The transcript is spliced from 10 exons. The record is from RefSeq and is a predicted model, not a curated record. The coding region runs from base 243 to 1853 and encodes 536 amino acids.
UAUCAACGAUACUAUUUACAUUUUUCUAAAUAUUUUACAUCAUUUUAAUUAGGUGCUGUGUAAAGAAUUACCGUACAAGAAGCAUUUGUGAUACUCAUAAUUACUACAGCAGGCCGUCUCUUUUGAAUAUGGAUUAGAAAUAGGGCAUUGAAAUGACAUAAUUCGUUCCAAAUCAUGUGUUUUUUGAGUUUUCGCGAAUAAAAAUCUAUUUCUUGGUGAAGUCCAUAUAAUCAAAGGCUGGCAUGGAAAGCAUCAAGAGGCGGUUGAGUUUUCGCAAAAAGAAGAACCAUGUCCCUGAGUGUUCAAAACCACACCAGUGGCAGGAAGACGAGAAGAAAGUGAGAGAUGGAACCUGUAGCUUUCAAGUUCGGUACCUUGGUUGUGUUGAAGUUUUUGAGUCCAGAGGCAUGCAAGUUUGUGAAGAGGCCGUGAAAACAUUGAAAGCUCAGUGUAAAGGUAAAUACCAGAGAGCAGUAUUAUAUGUCUCGGGAGAUGCCUUGCGAGUUGUGGACGAGAUCAGCAAAAGUAUGAUAGUUGACCAAACCAUUGAGAAGGUAUCCUUUUGUGCACCAGACCGCAAUCAUGAGAAAGGAUUUGCCUACAUAUGUCGGGAUGGAACCACAAGGCGAUGGAUGUGUCAUGGUUUCCUGGCUGUCAAAGAGUCCGUAAGUUGGUAUUUCAAAGGCCGGAACCGUCGCUCCGGGGAACGUUUGAGCCAUGCUGUAGGUUGUGCUUUUGCCAUCUGUUUGGAACGUAAACAGAAGCGGGAUAAAGAUGGAAAUACAGGGGUACAAGUGACCUAUUCUCAGGACAAGACCAGCUUUACUAGAAUGGGAUCAUUUAGGCAGACCACUUUGACAGAGAGGAUAACAGACCCACAGAGCGCCAUACUUGCUGAACCUGUACCUGUCAAGAAGGUAGAUAACCCUUUUGCUGUGGAGCGGCCAAAAGCCACACCUUCUAUGAUUGUCAGACAGGGAUCAUUUCGAGGCUUUGAAAAUUUGCAGAAAGAAUCUUCUCCAUUUAAACGCUCUGUGUCGUUGAGACUCAGUGACCUUCCAUCAACAUUACAAAGACAAGGGGCAAUAACUGAUGGCUCACCACCCAAACCAACUGUAGAUAUCAGUGCUCCUAUACAAGAAAUGUCACCUUCAAAAGAGCAAGAGGAUUCAAUAGCCAAUAUGUGCCAGCAACUGACCAUGGGAUUAUCACAGCUUAGUUCAGAUGACCCGUUUGGCACCACACAGAAUGUGGAAUCGACACCAUCUAAAAGUCUUACCUCACCGGCAUUCCAAGCACCCAGCCCAAGACACACCACUCAAACAACUGUUUCAUCACAUCCAGCAGCACCCAUUCAGCAGACCAACCCCUGGGCCUCUUCCAGAGGCAGCCCCGCCCAUACCGCCAUACCCACUUCUCCCUGGUCAACACCACAAGCUACAAAUCCUUUUGCCAAUGCUCCACCCAUAGGUGGAGCAACGGUCAGUAAUGGUGGUGCUUUUGGUCAGUUUUCACAACAACCACAACCUCCUCCAAGGUCACAUGCUCCAAAUUUGCAACACGUUCGGAGUCAUUCCAUAGACACUGGUGAACUUUCCACGAGUCAGUGGCAAAGUCAUUCUCGUCACCAAGCAAAACCUACUCUUAUGGACAUGGCACAGCAACGGAGCUUUCAAGUCAAUGGCAGUGCAUGGGGGGAAUCAGCAUCUGGGGUUUCAAAGCCAACAGGGCCAAAUGUUGACCCUUUUGAUGUUGCUUGGGCUGCUAAGUCUACAAACAGGCCAACAGCAUCCAAUAAUAAUCCAUUUAGCAGUGGCAGAGGAACACAGAAAACUUUUGAAGUGAAAUUAUAAAAGUAUGAAAAUUAUGACUUAAUAUCAAUAUUCAGGAAUAGAACAAGACAAAAGAUAAUAGGUACAGAAAUGUGUUUUUCCUAAGGAGAAGCCAGUGUCUCUAGUGGCAAAUGGCAGUUAUUGUACAUUUACUUUCUUGGUGUUUCAUUGAAACAUUGUCCAUUUCACUCAAGAAGCUUUUUUUUUUUUUGUCCUAAAAUGCUACAUGUAUAUUGAGUAAGUUUUUUUUUUAUACAUGUAAACACUUAUUUUACUUUAAAGCAAGUCUUACUUGUAUCUGUUUUAUGUAAAAAAUAUAAUUUUAAUGUUUCAACAUAGAUGGUAUUCUAUCUUCUUACUUGAAAAUAGUACACAUUUAUAUGUUUAUAUUAUGAUAGUAGCCCUUCAUGUUGGGAUCAUAUCAUUUUAUGUAUACUUCACAUUGUGUAUGUUGAACAUCUGUUUUUAUUACAUAGUUUUUGUUGACUCGUAAACUGAUCUGUGCAUACAUAGAUUGUAUUAAGUGUGCAGGUAAUGUAAUAUUAGACCCAAUCAAUUUUUUUAGAAGAAUUUGUUCAAAGUACCUUAAAAUCUAAGAUAUUUUAUCUUGAAGUUGUUAAAGUGAUAUUUUCACACACACGCACACACAAUCUUAGAUUUAGACCAGAAAAUUUGUAAAUAAAUUAAUUCAACUGACUAAUUAAGAUAUUAAACUGAUAGAUGCUUAAUUAAUAGCAAAUUAUGCAGUGCUAUUUUAUAGAAUAUAUAGAUAUCUAAAAUUUAUAUUCUAGUAUUUAUAAUCUAGGAUCAUUUGAUUUGAUCAGGGACUUUUAAGUAAUCUUUUAACAUGUUAAACAUAUCUUCAAAAAGAAAAGUUGUGAAGAGUUGUCUGUGAUUACAUUUUGUGUUUUUAUAAAGCACAGCAGUUAGAUUCAUCUUAAAUGUAUCAUUUUUUGCCAGUUACUCUUUAACAAUAAAUAAUGAGCUAAAGACUAGGACAUACAUACAUUCAUUUUAUGUACUAUUUCCAUGAAAAUUGACUUUAGAAAAUGUAAAAGAGAUACAGUUCUGUGCAAUGGCAAGUAAAAGGAAAGUUGAUUUUAAUUUUUUUUUCAAGAUUUGUCUUAUGAUGAAGGCUUAUCAGACCUUUCUGUUUAACCUGGCCUCGGGAUCAUGAAACAUAUUAAGUCAAAAAAUGUAUACUGUAUUGCUCUGAAAUGAUUUAGAAAGCAAGUGGUCCAAAAUAUAAAUGCUUUUUAAUUUUGCAUCAAUAAAUUGCUGUUAUAUGCAAAUUCAGAGUCUUGGCUCACAAGUAAUUAACAUGGAAUAGAUUUUUAAAUUUAGACUUGUCUAUGUCUGUUACAUGAUCCCAGGGCCAAGUCUAUAUUCUACCAUGAGAAUUUUAACAGAAAACUUAGUUUUUAACUUUUAAAUUACUUUUCAUGGUCUUUCAAUGUUGGAAAUGAAUGACUUUGUAAGACAUGUUAUAAGCUGUUGGUCAUGUAAAGAGUAUACUGUAUAUCACCUUCUAUUCGUGAAAACUUUAUUUUCGAGUAAUUCUGCAUGUCUGUCUGCUCGCAAAAAAUUUCAUUCUCGCGUAUGUUUUUAUUGUUAAGGAUUAUAUACAACAAUAACCACAGCUCAUGAAAAUUUUGUCUUGCUUAUAAAUCACCAAAUAGCUGUCUCGCUAAAAGAAGGUUUUGCGAAAAAAUAGUGAUCUACAGUCUUUACUCAGAUUGAUUGGAAAUGUGACCUUCAGAUGUUUUUCUUAAAUACUUUUAAUUAGCAGUUGUUGUCUAGGUGCUUUUUAACUUUAUACAAAAAUUGAUACCUGCUUUUCUUUGGCAUUACUGGAAAAGUCAGGAAUCCUUGGUAUGCAGGGCCUUGUCAUUAUCAUAAUGUAAAAGCUCGUAAAUCUGUAAUAUUUUACUGAGUUACUGAUUUAUUGCAAUUAUCAUGUUAUGUUUAUAUUUUAAACAUAAGUCUUGCAUUAAUAAAAUCUCAAUAUAGA